AUGUCUUCGGACGGUGAUAACGAUGAUUUCCUAUAUGAGGAUGAGUACGAUGAUGAGUUCGAUCAGGAUGAUAUCGAUUCCACGUCUGAACCCGAUGUCUACGAUGCUAUGUCUCCCGCUAUAGAAGAAGCACCACAGAAGAAACCCUACGAUGUCUCAUGGAAAGUAAAGACACUACAAGAAAUAAUCGAUAUGCAGAACAAAGAGAUAACGAAGGUUCAAUCGUUAUUGGAAGUUCCCGCAUCAAGCGCAGCUAUAUUACUCAGACACUAUGUGUGGAACUCCGAGAAAUUACAAGAACAAUUUUGGAAUGAUCCUGCUCAAGCAUUAGAGGCAGCGGGAUUGUCACCACCUUCUUCACCUACUACCCACACAUCCACUCAACCCACUGGCGUAUUCGAAUGUCCAAUUUGCUGUAUGGAAUACGAUUAUUCAUCAACUUAUUCGAUGGGAUGCGAUCAUCGCUUUUGCAAAGAUUGUUGGAAAGAGUAUCUGUCUGGGAAGAUCAAAGGUGAAGGUGAAAGUGCGAAGAUACAAUGUAUGGAAAGUGGAUGUAAGAGGAUAGUAAGGGAGGAAAUCAUAGAUGAUUUGGUGACUCAUGAUAUAUCGAAACGAUAUCAUAAUCUUCUAAAUGCCGCUUUCGUAGCUGAUUCUCCCACUUUACGUUGGUGUCCUCAUCCCAAUUGCGAGUACAUCAUUGAAUGCUCCCAGGCGCCGACGAGGAUGCUCAAUCAGCUGGUUCCUACGGUGCAGUGUAAAUGUGGUCACGAUCUCUGUUUUGGCUGCGGAUACUCAGCAAGUCAUCGUCCCGUCUUAUGUCGGAUCGUGAAGUUAUGGGAGAAGAAAUGCGCAGAUGACUCGGAAACAGCUAAUUGGCUUCAAGCAAAUACGAAAGAAUGUUCGAAAUGUCAAUCCACGAUAGAGAAAAAUGGGGGAUGCAACCAUAUGACAUGUAAGAAGUGCAAAUGGGAAUUCUGCUGGGUGUGUAUGGGCCCAUGGUCAGAACAUGGUACAUCAUGGUAUCAAUGUAAUCGAUUUGACGAGAAGUCCGGUAUUGAUGCGAGAGAUACUCAAGCCAAAUCACGAGCUAGUCUCGAGAGAUACCUACAUUACUUCAACCGAUGGGCAAAUCAUGAACAUUCAGCUAAGCUCGAUGCGGAGUUCUACCAGAAAACAGAGAAGAAGAUGGAACAGAUGCAGAACAGUGGUAAUUUAUCUUGGAUCGAAGUCCAAUUUGCGAAACAAGCUGUAGAUGCUGUAAUCAAAGCUAGAAUCACGUUGAAAUGGUCUUACUGUAUGGCUUUCUACCUGAAACGAAAUAACAUGACGGAGCUGUUCGAAGAUAAUCAACGUGAUUUGGAAAGAGCUGUCGAGAAUUUAGGAUACCUGUUAGAACAGAAUAUAAGUGAUACGGAUAGUAUAGCCAAAUUGAGACAGGAUAUCACCAAUCAAGCUGCAUACGUUCAGAAGCGACAUGACAUUCUGAUGGAUGAUACUCUAAGGGGAUACCUGGAGCGUCGAUGGGAAUUUACAGUAGACACUUAA
Molecule: messenger RNA, 1545 nt
Organism: Kwoniella mangroviensis CBS 8507
Lineage: Eukaryota; Fungi; Basidiomycota; Tremellomycetes; Tremellales; Cryptococcaceae
Exons: 12
Coding region: 1-1545 (514 amino acids)
Biological process (GO): ubiquitin-dependent protein catabolic process; positive regulation of proteasomal ubiquitin-dependent protein catabolic process; protein polyubiquitination
Cellular component (GO): cytoplasm; ubiquitin ligase complex
Molecular function (GO): zinc ion binding; ubiquitin conjugating enzyme binding; ubiquitin protein ligase activity
Source: RefSeq, a predicted model, not a curated record